Molecule: messenger RNA, 2790 nt
Organism: Fukomys damarensis (Damara mole-rat)
Lineage: Eukaryota; Metazoa; Chordata; Mammalia; Rodentia; Bathyergidae
Gene: Chst9
Product: carbohydrate sulfotransferase 9
Exons: 6
Coding region: 704-1993 (429 amino acids)
Biological process (GO): carbohydrate biosynthetic process; proteoglycan biosynthetic process
Cellular component (GO): membrane
Molecular function (GO): sulfotransferase activity
Source: RefSeq, a predicted model, not a curated record
UGUCCUCUGCUUUGCCGUCCCACUCUGCCAUGCCGGCCUUGGAUUCAGCUGACUAGGAAAACAUGAGCCGAAAUAACUCUCUUGUCCUUUACUUUGUGGGCUGGGUUUUGUAUCUCCGUAAUGAGGAGAGUCACUAAGACAAGGAGAAGGAAGACGACUGUCAUAAACAGGAAGAUUCUGUCAUUAGUCUUUAAAGAAUCACUAUCCCAAAUAUUUAUGGACCUCCAUAUCAAUUAAACAUGUGGAAGAAAUAUGAGCAGAAAAUUAAUAGAAGUGGGAAUAUGAAUGGCAAAAGUCCAAAUCAUGACAACUACAGCAACAAAACAGAACGCGAAUUAGAAAUGUUCAGUCCCUGCAGACCUCUGACCCUCAUUCCAUCUCCAGCCUCUGGGAGAAGUGGUUGAGAAACAGAUGGGCUGCAAGGCGCCUGAGGCCAUCAAGAGGCUGCAAAAGAGAAUGGUGCAGUGCUGUGAGGGAGGCAGAGACCGUGGCUGCCCAAGUUCACCCAGGAUGAAGACUGGAGACAAGGCCAGGCACACCCCAGGUUUCUUCUGCCAAACUGUCUGCAUCAUUUGUCCAAACUAACCUUCCUCCAAAUCCCACCGUACCUAAUCGUUACUUUAUGGAAUGCAGAGCACAAGAAAGGAUUGAAGCCUUAGGAGAGAGCAAAUCAUGUGGUCUUCAUAUUCAAUAAUGAAGAGAGAUGCAGCCAUCUGAAAUGGUCAUGAACCCCAAACAAGUCUUCCUGUCCCUGCUGAUAUUUGGAGUAGCAGGGCUCCUCCUCUUCAUGUAUUUGCAAGUCUGGAUUGAAGAACAACAUACAGAAUGGGGGCCAGAAAAUUACUUGCAGCCUGCACUCAGAACCAUGACUACAGAAAAAAUCCAGGAACAUAUUGCCAACCAGAACUCCAAAUUUCACAUGCCUGAAGAUCAGAAGGACAAAAGGGAGAAUCUACUCAACUCUGAGAGCCCUACUAAGGAUUUAACAAAGAUAAGCCUUUCACAAGCAGAGGAUCAAGCCUUGAGUAAGAUCACAGGGUCAUCAACAAGUAAACUGGUUGAAAAACAUCAAGGAACUAAAAUUCUCUCCAUGAAGUCCAGUGAAAUGAAUUGGCCAGUGGACAUUCGGCCUUUAAAUAAAAGUUUAGUCAAAGACAACAAAUGGAAAAAAACUGAUGAAACCCAAGAGAAACGUAGGUCCUUCCUUCAGGAGUUUUGCAGAAAGUACGGCACGGUGAGCCAUCGCCAGUCACAUCUGUUUCAUGUGGUGUCCAGGAUCUAUGUAGAAGACAAACACAAAAUCUUAUACUGUGAAGUGCCUAAGGCUGGGUGUUCCAACUGGAAAAGGGUUCUGAUGGUCCUGAAUGGGUUGGCUUCCUCUGCAUACAACAUCUCCCACGAUGCUGUCCACUAUGGAAAACAUUUGAAAAAGCUGGACAGCUUUGACUUAAAAGGGAUACACACUCGCUUAAAUACCUACACCAAAGCUGUGUUUGUUCGUGACCCCGUGGAAAGAUUAGUGUCAGCAUUUCGGGACAAAUUCGAACACCCCAAUAGUUACUAUCAUCCAGUAUUUGGAAAAGCAAUUAUAAAGAAAUAUCGACCAAAUGCCUGUGAAGAAGCAUUGAAUAAUGGAUCUGGAGUCAAAUUCAAAGAGUUCAUCCACUAUUUGCUGGAUUCUCACCGACCAGUUGGAAUGGACAUUCACUGGGAAAAGGUCAGCAAACUAUGCUAUCCAUGUUUGAUCAACUAUGAUUUUGUAGGGAAAUUUGAAACUUUGGAAGAAGAUGCCAAUUACUUUCUACAAAUGAUUGGUGCUCCAAAAGAGCUGAAAUUCCCAAAUUUUAAGGAUAGGCACUCUUCUGAUGAGAGAACCAAUACUCAAGUGGUGAAGCAGUAUUUAAAGGAUCUAAGUAGAACUGAGAAACAGUUAAUCUAUGACUUUUAUUACUUGGACUAUUUGAUGUUUAAUUAUACAACUCCAUUUUUGUAGUCUGCAUUCAUUUUCUAAAACCUGUAUUUACUUAAUAAUGCUGGCCUCAAAUCAGCUACUGUACGUUUCCUAUAUUCUCUGUGUGGGGUAAAUUUAACUAAGUGCAGUUGUCUUGAUUUAAUGACAAUUUUUACCAAAUACCAUGACAGCAAUUGGCACAAAGAUAUAGGAAAAUCAUCCAACUGACGCAUGUAAACAAGUUGCUUUGGAAAGGAGCUGCUUUGGUAUUAGGGAUCACACUGUUGAAGCAAUAACCUAGCCAGUUGCUAAAUUAACUAAAACAGUCUCUUGUAAUCAUAGAAUAAGAGGUCUAAAAGAGCAUGAAUGUGUAUCUAUACUAUGGAAUUAAUUAUCUAAAAUGCAUGAAUAUAUUUUUAGCGACUUGUGGAAUAUUAAUCAAACCAUUGGAUAGUUUUUUACACCCUGGAAACCUUUCUAUUGACUAUAAUGAUAAAUUCAUUUAAAAAUUAUAUUUGGAAUUGGGCAUUUUAAUUAAGUUGGAAAGCAUUGUGUGAUUUACAAUAUGAGAGUGUAGCAGAAAAACGAGAAGAGGCUAUGAUUUUUUAUAUUUAACAGCCAUUAAAAAAUACAUGGCAUGCUAAGAUCAAAGCAACAAAAGCAAUCUUUCUUUCUCCCCAAAACCUUAAAGGGAUUGAUUGUUUUCUUUUGAGCCCUCCAUGAAGAGACAAAAUGAACACAACUACUAAAAGUCUUCAUUUCUGAAGCAAGCAGUUGAGAGGUUUAAGCCACUAAAUAUGCUCUUAAUUCUGGUUUAAUUGGACAGAGGGGAAAUUGUU